AGUGAGCUUUCAGAAUGUAUUUGUAUGAGAUACAUGCACCUUGAAUAUGUUAUAUCUCAGCCAGGCUGUUGAAGGAUCAUAUUGUGCUGGACAAGGGAAUUGGUCUUAAAAAGUAAUUAGUGUGUUUUGAUAAAUGCUGAGAUUCAGCUUAAUGGAACAAAACAGAAAUCACUAGUAUGUGUCCUUAAAAUAAAGCUAUAUGCACAAUGGAUUCUAGUAUACAUUUGUACUGCAAGUGGAUUUUGAUAGGUAAACUAGUAAGGGAAUUAUUUUGCUUUUGGUGGAGAUUAUGUACUGUUCUUCUGGUCUCUUGGGGGAGGAUUGAGCUGAACCUGCUGCCUGUUCUCAGGAUGGAUGCAGACAAUUCAGUACACCUGCUGCUUGCUACUGCAGUUUUCAGCAGUCAAAUUGGUGUGCAGUGCAUGACUGGUUUGGCAGAACUGAAGUGGUUCACUGCUUCGUCGUGUUAAGCAGAAUCUAUAUUGUGUUAGUUUAAAAAAGCAAAUUAAGUAUCUCUGUCUUUAGGCAGACUCAUCUGGUUUUUAUGGAACUCCCUCUAGCUCUGAUCAUUCCUGUAUUCCAGUGCUAUAUUUUAGAAUAAUAUGAGGUAGUUAAACAUAACUUACUAUUGAUGUUGUUUUGUGUACUGUGUAUGUGUACAAAGGAAGGUCUGUGCAGAGGCAAUGAGCUCAAGUCUUUUCUCCCGUAGGUUUUUCAGAGGCAACUUAAUUUAGUUUACUCUGGUUUAUCUCUACCAGUAAUAAAUAAUGGUAGUGGGAAUUUUAGACACCUAUAGAAGGUGUUUCUGUUGGCAUUGGUGUUUUUAGUAUUAUGUUGUGUUUAUCUGCUGAAAGCAGCAUGAGGUGAGGAAAACUGUUAAAAACAUCACUGCUAGGAAAAUCUUUAUUUACACUGGUUUAUACUUUGGUUCAUGUCGUUACUAAAGUUGUAAAGGGACAGAAAUCCAGACGCUUUAUUAAGAAAUUCCUGGCAGUGCUUUUUAUGUAAUGUUUAUUUAGCUGCUUCUUCUCACAAAGAAAGGAGAACAGCAGCAAAUUUGGGACUUUGUGACUUUCUCUUUGGUUUUACAUCUUCCAAAACGGUUCUUUAUGAAAUGUAUUUGCGCUGAAAAUUUACUGAUAAUUUAAAUAUAGAGCAUGUUAUUAGCACCUGGGAUGAGAAGUUAAAUGCAGUCAAUACUUUCUCCUUUCUUUAGUAAUUAAAUAGAAUUGAAGUAUUUAGAACAGUUGUUCUUCUAGUUUGAUUUUCUAGUAGAUCCAUCCCCCCAAGACAAAUUUAUUAAGCAGAGCAGAAUCACUUUCCUUUCUGUAGCUGAGAUUAAAAUCCCGUGAUUGAUGGGCUUGCACUCUUUCUUCAAUUUCCAGAGGCGUUCACCGAGUCUCCGCUCUGAGUCUUCACUGGAGCACAGUUUGCGGAUUACUGUUGGUAAUGACCGGUACUGCAUUGGCACACCGGAGCGAAGGAGGCUGCCUGAUAGACUGGGCUCACCAAUUGAUAACCUGAAUGACAGGGAUGAUAUGGCUGAUGGUCCAAUAUUCACAAGAGGCCUGACAUGUCCUCGAGGCCUUGAGAGAUACCCAGCACAUGAAGAUCAGCCUUCAAGUCCGUUCAUUCCGAGGCACGAUGAAGACUACCGCAACCGAGAUGUUUUCCUCCACCGUUCAGAUUACAGUCCGCACUAUGGCCGUCGGGAGGAGCUGCCUCGUGGGAACGACAGAGACGGUGACAAACUGAGGAGAUCCCCCUACCCACUGAGGGCAGAGGAGAGGGGACGAGAAAUAAAGCGUCCACGGUAUGAAAAGGAUGAGAAGAUGCAUGGAGUGAGCGGGGAGCAUCAGGGCUUCUCAUCAGGAACACGAAACUACCGCAGACGAAGCCGCAGCCGUAGCAGAAGCCUGAGCCCAUCGUACCUGAAUGAAGAAUUCCGAGAGCUUGACCGAGCAAGGAGGAAAAGAGAAGAAGAAGAGCGCAGUAGAAACUUGAAUCAUGAUGUUUCAGGCAGUGGCUACGCAAUCCCUGGCUUGACUAACACAUUACAGACUUCUGAGCCUCGGUAUACAUAUAGGCCUGAAGAAAUCCCACCCAUGCCCAAAAAAUCUAUUUUGAAGAAACGAGUAGAGAUGGAAGUAGAGUCUGCUGUUCAGCCCGAGGGCUUUUCAAGCAGUCCAGCCCCCAGCAAGGAUCUUCCUCUUUCUGGUCAGUCUUCUUUGCCCCAAAGCAACAACAUAGCUCCUUUUGCCUCUGAAGUGGAAAACUUUCUCAAACGGUUUAACAAAGGCUCUCUUGUGGAGUCUUCAAACCAGGAGUUGUGUGAAGAUGUGUAUGAGUGGAACCCACUCUCUGGGCCUCCCAAAGACCAAACUUUGACGUUUGAAGAGAAGUUUGGAAAUUUCUUAAGUCACAAAGAAAAAGUAGAGCCCAAGUCAGAGCCCACUGAUCGCCAUACUGACUUCCUGCUGCCUCACGAGAGGGCCAGUCAGGAUGGCAGUGGUUUCUCCCGCAUUCUGGGCAUGAUGGCUGAUUCUGUCAGUGCUCAGGAGAAGAGGAGGCGUAGCUUUCCUGACAUUGAAGAUGAAGAGAAAUUUCUUUAUGGUGAUGAGGAUGAGGAGACCAAAAUUGAAUCUCUCCCCAUAGAGAGGCCCUCAGAGAGUUGUGGCAAUGAGAUAAUAAUACAGAAAUUGAGCCCGCCUCCUUCUCCUGCUCCAGCUGUCAAGACAGAUCCUUUAGAAGAGCCAAAUGCAGAGUAUGCAAAGAUCCACGACUUACUCAAAACCAUUGGACUUGACAUUGGUGUUGCUGAAAUUGGAAAACUGGCUGUUCGUACCCAGGAACGCCUUCAUGGCAAAAAGGUGGCGUCUCGUUCUCCGGAUCGUCGCUCUUUGGACACUCGCAGACUGGACGCCUGGGAGCUGCGCCGCAGCCGCAGUGACACCCGUUCUCCUGAGUCAGGCCAGCAGCGUUCAGCGUCACCUCCGGGCUCUUUCCAGCAGUCUAAAGAUGCGUCCUCCCUUCAGAAAUCAGACUAUACUAAGAGCAAGGCAGUGGGACAGGAGAUACCUCCACAUGCACCAGAACAGCCUCUUUCUUCUGUGUCUCUCAUUCCUUCAAUUCCACCAACUCCUCCUAGUUUGCCAACUACACCUACUUCUGUUUCCCAAUACCAAAUUCCCAACUAUUCCCACUACACUGCUGCUCAAAUGCCCCAAAACUAUCCCCCUCCCACAAUGGCUCCUCCAGGAUAUGAUGCAUAUGGGCACUACAUGGCAUAUGCAGCCACUGGCUGGCCCAUGUAUCCCCCUGCCCAGCAGCCUAAUCCUACGCUACCAGAAGCUCAUGGUCUUCUUACGAUGGCCAUGUCAGCGAACCCCACACGUCCCAAUCUCCGGGUGAUCGAGACAGUCUCUCUGGGAAAGGAUGUCCCUGAUGUAAAGAGAGAUGGUUCUGUGCUCGUUCAAGUCCCUACCACUCCUUCUCAUUCCAAAGCACCCCUUCGUCUGUCGUCACACCCUCUCAAAAAUACCACAGAGAGGAUAUCGGAUGAAAAAAAUCGGGCAGCUCAAAAGCAGAAGGUGAUAGAAGAGAGAGAAAAACUGAAGAAUGAUCGAGAAGCACGGCAGAAGAAGCUUUACUAUCUCAAGACUGAAUUGGACAGGCUUCGUAAACAGCAAGGAGAGAUGUUGAGGAAAAAGCGUCGUGAGAAGGACGGACACAAAGACCCGUUGUUGGUUGAGGUGAACAGACUACAAGAGAAUAUUAUGAAGGAGAUUGCAGAGCUGCAUAAAGAAUCUGAUGCGGCCGACAAGAAGCAGUCUGAGCUUGACAAAGUAGCACAAAUCCUGGGGAUUAACAUAUUUGAAAAACCCCGGAAACCAUCUGUGGAAACUAAAGAUUCCUCGGAAAAGAGCAGCAAGUCAGAAAAUGCAAAAGGUGUAGAGAAAACAUCUUCCUCCAACAAGGAAUCAAAAACUACUAAUGAAAAAUCGAGAGGUAGAAGCCCGAAGCCAGCAGAAUCCUCUUCACAGUCCUCCAAACAUCCUUUCCAGUUGGCCAAUAUUUAUGAAUAUUAUGAUGCAGGGAACCACUGGUGCAAAGACUGCAAUACCAUCUGCGGGACCAUGUUUGACUUUUUCACACACAUGCAUAAUAAGAAACACAGACAGACCCUGGAUCCUUACAACAGACCUUGGGCUUCGAAGACCCAGAGUGAGACCAAACAAGACUCCAUAAAACGCAUUGAUAAGAUAACAGUUCCUGCCAAAGGCUCUGAGUUUCUGAUUCCCAUCACUGGAUAUUAUUGCCAGCUCUGUCAUGAAUUUUUUGGAGAUCAAAUCUCAGCAGAGCAGCAUGUGAAAAGUCAUCCCCACAAUGAGAAAUAUAAGAAAUACAUAGAUGAAAACCCACUCUAUGAAGAGAGGAGAAAUCUAGACCGUCAAGCUGGAUUGGCUGUAGUUCUGGAAACAGAGCGCAGGCGGCAAAACGAGCUGAAACGGAAACUGGUUGAGAAACAGAAGGAAGAGAAGGAUGAGAAAACCCCAAAAAUAAUAAAGAAGGAGGAAGUAAAGAACAUCCCGGAGUCUGGAGAAGGGAGUAAUGAAAGUCAAGGCAAAACAGAUUCUUCCGGGCGAAAAAUGGGUAUCAUGGUAAAGCUAAAGAAGGAAGAGAAGACAGAGGAGAAGAAGGAAGAAAAGAAAGAGGAAUCUAAAAAGGAAUCACCAAGCCAGACCUCCUUUGGGAAAUUCAGCUGGAAAAAGACUGAGAGAGAGGAUAAAACCCCAGGAGCUAUUCCAAAGGAAGAGAAUACAGAAGGAAACAAAGAGGAGAACAAGUGCCAGUCUGUGAAAUCCCAUAUCAAACCCAUUGAAAUCAAGCUGUCUGGGAAAACUGUUAUUCCACACACUAGCCCAUGGAUACCAGUUGUUUCUACACCAACACCAACAAAAAUUCUCCCCAACCUACCAGUCCCCACCAUGAUUUUCAGGAAGUCUAAUACUGCAACAGUUAGUAAACCACCACCUUUGAACACCUUUUUAUCCAUAAAAUCCUCUGGAACUACCACGAAACCACUGCCAGUGGUAAAAGAAACAAGUGCAGAUCUUCUACUGCCUCCAGAUAUCAUAUCAAAAGCUUUUGGAGGAGAAGAAGUAAUUUUAAAAGGCUCAGAGGAGGAUUUGAAAGCAGCAGAGAAAAAUGAGUCUUCUCAGACUGUAGAUAAACUACCUCCACCCCGUCCUCCACCAGCAGUCCAGCCAGCAGCUGUCAUCCCUGCAGAUGAAGUAGCUCCAGGUGUGUCCGAAAGUGAACAGACAAUGUUGGCAACACCUGUGAGACCACCACCCCCUUCAACUGCUUUCAGUGAACAAGCAAAAAAGAUAGAGAAACGAAAUUCUUGCUUAGCCACAGCCAAUGCUAAAGAUCUCUAUGAUAUUUUCUACAGUAGUGGUGGAAAGGCUUCAGCUGACAGCAAGCUUGCAAGUUCUGCUCUUCCAAAUGGCGAAAACCCUAACAUAACAAAACCUGCAGACUUAUCUGCAAAUCACAAAACAAAUAAUAGCUCAUCCUCGUUGAAAGAGGAUUCUGAGAAUGUGGAUUCCUCACAGUGUAAUAAUCAAGUGACAGGGAGUUUGGUUCCUGUUGAAAAUCAGGCUGAAAUUAACACAAAGUCACUUCAGCCUCACCUAUCAGAAAUGUCAGUCACAGAAUUGUCAGAAAAGAAUCCUGUUUCUGGUAUCCAGAUGCCUGCAGAAAUUGGACUUGUUGAUACAGGAGGUGGAGAGCAGGCAGGCAGUCUGGAAUUCUGUCAUCUACAGAAAACUGAGGUCCAAGAGAAGGUUGGACAGGAAGAUGGAAAUAAAACUCCAGUUACAAAUGUUCCUGGUACCUUGGAGAAAGACACAAAGACAAAAGACUGGGAAAUAAAAGCAGUAAAGCCUAAGCAUAGCCUACACCCAAAGACUUUGUUACCUGAGACACAGAAUGAAAUUCAAAGUUUGGGAAAUUCCCACUUGGUAGGGGAAAAAUUAAAUGAUAACUGUAGAACUCACUCAGAAAUAGAUAGUUCGGACUUACACUGGGGCACUUCCAAAACUAGUAAUGGAAAGGAACACGUAGUCACAACUCGUUCUGAAAGUGGUUGGGAUCUAUCAAAUACUCCAAAUCCAGAAAUAAAAUCUGGUUCUAAUGAGGUUAAUGCUUCAGAAUUGACAGAGGGACAGACAGAAACUAGAAGUACCCUAUUAAAAGUUCAAGAAAAAGUUCAACUUAAACCUUCAGGCCAUGCAGUGUUGGAUAACCAAACCCAGAAGCAGGGAGUUGAACGGUUAGUCAAUACCUGCUCAAACAUUGUUGAACUCAGAUCUAGUCUAGAAUUAGUAGCUGAAAAUGAAAAAACGUCAUUAAGACACACUGGAUCUGAUGCAAGAUUAGAUAAUUUUCUUUUCAAGAGACCAUCAGAGGAUGUGAAACACAUGAAGACACCCUCCCAGAAAGCAGAGCUUGAGUUGAAAAGCACUGAUUCCAAUUUGGGAGACAAGGUAAAACAUGAAUGUUUCAGCAUCAUUUCAGCAGGACUUUCAAAGGAAAAUACAGAAGAAGUCACAAAACCAGAAACUAUUGCGUCCAUUAAGCUGGAGUCCAGUAAACUUAAAAAACUGGGCAUUGAAAGAACAGUGAAUGAAACUGAGAUUACUGAUUUUGCUACACUGACUUCUGGUAGCUGUGAAGAUAAAAUUUGCACACGGAAACCUAUGCUGCAACCUGGAUCACAGACCUCAAAUAGUGACACUACAGAAGUGGUCAUGCCAGUUCUAGAAAUGCAGGGCAUUUCUCCCACCUCUGAGAUACGCAUGCAAGUGAAGGAGAGCAAAGGUGGUGCUGGUGAAAUGCCAUCAUUGAGUUGUGACAGAGGCACCACAGAAGGUCAGACUUCUGGGUGUGUGGAAACUUUAAUGCCUGGGCUCAAAGAAACACUUGGGAAGGUGGGUGGCUCAGGAGGCAAGGGAAUGUGCACCAUCCAGAGCAAGAAGACUGAGCAAACAGAAGGUCCUGACAGUAGUUUGCAAACUACAAUGAAUUCAGGAAUUGUUGAAAGCAUAGCAGAAAGCCCAGUGGGUUGAAGUAAACCCAGCCAGUCCCAAUAUUUGAGGAGCCAGAGCUGGGAUUAUGUAUAUGUUUUUUGUUUGUUUUCCUUCCAGCUGAGAGUUUUGGGUGUAUUUUGCAUUCUGUGGUAGGACUUGACUAAACUGAAACGUAAAUCAUUGGAAGGCAGUCACAUACUUUAUUCUGUACAUAAUUAAUUGUGUAAAAUGUUUUUUCAUGUGAAUUUUUUUGCAAAUUUCUUUUCUACACUCUGCUAUUAAAAUGGAAUCUCGUUUAUAA
Molecule: messenger RNA, 7395 nt
Organism: Sturnus vulgaris (Common starling)
Lineage: Eukaryota; Metazoa; Chordata; Aves; Passeriformes; Sturnidae
Source: RefSeq, a predicted model, not a curated record